This is a messenger RNA of Ophidiomyces ophidiicola, 1176 nucleotides long. RefSeq lists its product as uncharacterized. Lineage: Eukaryota; Fungi; Ascomycota; Eurotiomycetes; Onygenales; Onygenaceae. The record is from RefSeq and is a predicted model, not a curated record. The transcript has 4 exons. The coding region runs from base 1 to 1176 and encodes 391 amino acids.
AUGUCUUUGCUGCCACUGCUGCUCCCCCUCACAGCCCUCGGGGCCGCUGUCAACAGCCAGCAGCCUCCGCCCGCCGCCUCUCCGCCCCCUUCUCCCUCUCCUACUUCUCCUUCUCCGCCUCCACCAGCCUCUUCUACUCCUCCUCCCUCUACCAAUCCGCCCUCAUCGCCCUCGCCACCACCAACACCCUCACUACCACUUUCUACGACACCAUCAUCCACCUCCUCCCGCAGCCCCGCCACCCAUACUGUACAGGUUGGCCCAAAAUCCGACCCGCACAAGUACGUCCCGCGUUCCCUCAAAGCUGAAGUGGGAGACACGGUCAUAUUCGAGUUCUAUCCCCGAAACCAUUCCGUCGUGCAGGCGGAUUUCAUGUCACCAUGUGUGCCGGCGUCAGGAAACUACUUCUAUUCAGGGAUCUUCAAUCAGUAUGAGGAGAAGGACGGUGUCUUAGUAGGAAAGGUACCAACUUGGUCGAUACGGAUCAACGAUACAAAGCCCAUAUUCUACUACUGUACUGCACUCGACUCAUGCAUUGGGAAUGGAAUGGUCGGUGCUAUCAAUCCGAACCGGACUAUGUCCUACGAAUCACAAUUUGCCAAGGCAUUGCAAUACCCAUACAUGCUCGUCCCCGGCCAAGCACCACCCGCGGAAGGCGAGCGACCAUCAGCUCCUACGAACACACCAGCAGUGGUGCCGCAAGAGCUAAGCAGUGGCGCCAUUGCCGGAAUCGUGGUUGGAUGUGUCGUUGUUGUGGCUAUGCUCGGUGCACUGUUCUUCCUUCUGGGCCGCAACCGGGUCUAUCACAAGUGGCUCGCCUCGGAAGACGGUACGGCAAAGGAGCGCACGAGACGAUGGGCUCUGAAUGGCGGUGACUGGGCCACAAACAGUGAGAAAGACAGCCACAUCGCGCCCUCCCAAGUGGGCUACAUCAACAUCACGUCUCCGGACGGAUUACAACCCGGCCCUUACAGCCCACCCCUUCGAUCACCGCCGCCCGGCUAUCUUGGCUGGGAUCGCGCGAAUAUGUAUCAACCACACCCACGAGAUGAUGGCCCGCCUCCAGAAUUAAGCUCUGGUAUGGGAGUUCAGUUGGUCGAGCUGGAGGCUCGCCCCAUAACCCACCCAAACAAAGAAUUAUAUAUGCAACGCGAGGCCGAUUUAAGAUCUCCUUGA